UCUUAAUUCGCCAGUAAAACCACCUUGUAUAAAUACGCCUUGGCAGUUGUUCUUAGCAGAAAUAUAUAAAAAUGGCGGAUAUAGAUGGAGAAGAUCCAAAAGAAUAUCGUUGGGAAACAGGAUAUGAGAAAACAUGGGAGGCGAUCAAAGAAGAUGAUGAUGGACUAUUGGAUGGCGCCAUUGCUGAAAUUAUACAAAAGGCUAAGCGCAAACGGCUGGCGCAAAAAACACAACAAAACCGUUUGGGAAUGAUGAGACACCUAUACAUUGUACUGGAUUGUUCCGAGUCAAUGACAGUGCCUGAUUUGAAACCCACUCGAAUGUUAUGUACCUUGAAACUUUUAGAAAUCUUCAUAGAGGAAUUUUUCGACCAGAAUCCUAUCAGCCAGUUAGGCUUAAUCGUAUUGAAAGGCAAACGAGCGGAAAAGCUUACUGAAUUGACUGGAACCUCGAAGUUACAUUUAAAAGCACUUGAAAGCGUUAGUAAAAUUCCACUAACAAGCGAGCCGUCAUUACAAAAUGGUCUAGAUUUGGCCAUGAAAGCAUUAAAAGUUGUACCCAGUCAUGCCUCGCGAGAAAUACUGAUAGUAAUGGGUUCUUUGACAACAUGCGACCCUGUCGACAUCAAUAAUACAAUUGAUGCGCUCAAAGUUGACAGCAUUCGCUGCUCCGUAAUCUCUCUUUCUGCUGAGAUACACGUUUGUCGCCACCUAACACAACAAACGCAAGGUACUUACGGCGCUGUACUUGACGAUGCUCAUUAUCGCGAUCAGUUGCUAGCACACGUAGAUCCGCCUCCAGCAGCGCAAACUCAGGAGAACUCAUUGAUUAAAAUGGGUUUUCCACAUGCUAAGACAGAUGGUGGAAAAGAUCCGCCGCUUUCUAUGUGCAUGUGUCAUAUCGAAAAUACAGAAGAACCAAGUAAACUGACUUCCGGCGGUUAUCAUUGCCCUCAGUGUUUUAGUAAAUAUUGUGAGUUACCAGUUGAAUGCCAGACUUGUGGCUUAACAUUAGUAUCAUCCCCACAUUUGGCUCGCUCUUACCAUCAUCUCUUUCCUGUUCAGCAUUUUACUGAACUGGAAUUUAAUGGGCAGGCGGCAAAUUGCUAUGCUUGUCAAAAACCAUUAACGGAGGCAACGGAUAAAAAUGUAUAUCGCUGUGAAAAAUGCACUCAAAUUUAUUGUAUCGACUGUGACAUUUUUAUUCAUGAAACCUUGCACACCUGCGUUGGGUGCAAUACAGCUAAUUCCCAUAGAAAAUAAAAAUAUUUAUCCCCUUGAGAGGAAAUAGCAGAAGAUACUUGUCAUCUUCGUCGACAUCAUCUGUCGGAUGUUUACAAUUCAUCAUGCGUUUGCUUAAAUAUUUAGAUGAUAUCGAAUAGAUCUAGAACAAUGAUGCCCAAAAAUCCUCCGCUCUUUGUGUCGGAGAAACAAUGUUAAAAUUUUAAUCGAUGUUAUGUAACUAAUAUACAUGGGAAAGUGUAUAUGUAUUCGAGUGUAAAAAUUAUCAAAUCUAAGCACUUCUUAUCCGCUUUCGACCGCUGUGGUGUAGCAGUGCGCGCUUCCACUCCGCAG
Rhagoletis zephyria (snowberry fruit fly) is the source of this 1574-nucleotide messenger RNA. RefSeq names its product general transcription factor IIH subunit 2 Ssl1 (gene Ssl1). The record is from RefSeq and is a predicted model, not a curated record. Gene Ontology annotation, biological process: nucleotide-excision repair; regulation of transcription by RNA polymerase II; DNA-templated transcription. Gene Ontology annotation, cellular component: transcription factor TFIIH holo complex; transcription factor TFIIH core complex. Gene Ontology annotation, molecular function: zinc ion binding. Lineage: Eukaryota; Metazoa; Arthropoda; Insecta; Diptera; Tephritidae.